Colius striatus (speckled mousebird) is the source of this 2302-nucleotide messenger RNA. RefSeq names its product checkpoint kinase 2 (gene CHEK2). The record is from RefSeq and is a predicted model, not a curated record. Gene Ontology annotation, cellular component: cytoplasm; nucleus. Lineage: Eukaryota; Metazoa; Chordata; Aves; Coliiformes; Coliidae. Bases 627 to 2195 code for a protein of 522 amino acids. The transcript has 15 exons. Gene Ontology annotation, molecular function: ATP binding; protein serine/threonine kinase activity; protein binding. Gene Ontology annotation, biological process: mitotic DNA damage checkpoint signaling; protein phosphorylation.
UCGCGCGGCGGGCGGCGCGGGCUCCAGCACCCGUGAGUUCGGAUCCCGGCCGGUGGGCGCUCCGGGCCGCUGUCCGCCACGGGCCGGCCCCCGCUGCCUUUCCCGGGAGGAUCGCGCAGCCCACUCGGCCGCGCGGUGCCGACGGGAACAGAGCUGCAGCGCUCGGGCGGGGAGGCAGGGGGCGGUGCGGGGACAGCGGGCUGAGGCGGGUGGCGGGAGCGGGGCGCUGCGGGUGAGGGCAGCGCUCGCCCCUGCGCCGCGGGUUCUGCCGGGCCUGUGUCCAGCUGCCGCCCCGUGUCCCCCGCGCCGAUACCAGUACCGGCAGCUUGCGACGGGAGGUUCCGGCGGUUCCGCGCCCCGGCAUUCUCCGCCCCGGGGGGUCUUGCCCGCGCUCGGCUGCGCCGCCACCCGCCGCCCGCGGCCUCCGCGCCGCCGCCCGCCUUCCCGAGCACCUGCCAGAGAAGCGACACGGUCACUAAGGCGCUGCCGGGCUUUAUCACUGAUGAUGAAAUGUAGCAAACUGGUUACAAGAGUUAAAUUACUCGGCAGUACACAUUGAGCUGGAUGAUAACGAGCUUAAAACCCGCGAUACGCUGAUAAAUCCAGACAGCAAGCAGCCAGCCACCAUGUCUCGAGAGACUGGAAGUGAAGUGCAACAGUCUCAAGGUACCCAACAGUCCCAGAGUGGUACCAGUUCCUCUUCUGGUGGGUCACAGAGUACUAGUCAGUCUUCUUCAAGUUCUGGGACCCUCAGUUCUUUGGACACUGUUCCCACUCAGGAGCUCCCAUCAAUCCCUGAGGACCAAGAAUCUGAAGAGCUUAUUCCUCAGCCUUGGGGUCGUCUCUUUGCACUUGGAAAAGGUUUCAUCAAUUAUGACUGUGUGAAUGAUGAAUACUGGUUUGGAAGAGAAAAAAGCUGCGAUUAUAGUUUUUCUAAACUUGGAUUGUCUGAGACUGGCUUCUACCAAAACUAUAGCAAGAAGCAUUUCCGAAUCUUCAGGGAAAUGGGUCCAAAAAAUUCCUAUGUUGCCUACAUUGAAGACCACAGUGCAAAUGGAACUUUUGUUAACAGAGAGCUCAUUGGAAAAGGGAAGAGGCUUCCACUGACUCACAACUCUGAAAUUUCACUGUCUAUACAGAAUAACAAGGUGUUUGUAUUUUCUGAUCUUACGGUGGAUGAUCAGUUGGCAUUUCCUAGAGAAUUCAGAGAGAAAUACAUCAUGUCAAAGACUUUGGGAAGUGGGGCCUGUGGAGAAGUCAAACUGGCAUUUGAGAAGAGCACUUGUAACAAAGUUGCAGUAAAGAUAAUCAAUAAACGGAAGUUUAUGGCAAGUGGUAUGGAGGCAAACCCCGCUUUUAAUAUCAAGACUGAAAUUGAAAUUUUGAAAAAAAUAGAUCAUCCUUGCUUAAUCAAGAUCAAAAACUUCUUUGAAGCAGAGGAUUACUACAUUGUUUUGGAAUUGAUGGAAGGAGGAGAAUUGUAUGACAGAGUGUCAAGGCCAAUCAAGAUGAAGGAAGCCACCUGCAAAUUGUAUUUUUAUCAGAUGCUGCUGGCUGUAAAGUAUCUUCAUGACAAUGGAAUUAUACACAGAGAUUUAAAGCCAGAGAAUGUGUUACUUUCGUCUUCUGAAGAGACGUGUCUUAUAAAGAUUACAGAUUUUGGACAAUCCAAGAUUCUUGGAGAAACUUCUCUUAUGAAAACAUUAUGUGGUACUCCUACGUAUCUUGCUCCUGAGAUUCUAAAUUCACUUGGGACUGCUGGAUACAGUCGAGCUGUGGACUGCUGGAGUUUAGGAGUUAUUCUCUUUGUAUGCUUGUGUGGAUAUCCACCAUUUAAUGAGCAAAAUACUCAACUAUCCCUGAAAGAUCAAAUCACCCGUGGAGAGUACACAUUCAUUUCAAAAGAAUGGAAGCAUGUAUCAGACAUGGCUCUGGAUCUUGUGAAGAAGCUUCUAGUGGUGGAUCCAAGCAAACGUCUUACAACAGAGGAAGCCUUAGAGCAUCCUUGGCUUCAGGAUGAGGAUAUGAAGAGUACAUUUCAACAGCUACUCGAUCAGACAGGUGCCAAUGUGAAUCCACCACAAGCAUCAACAAGGCCAGUGACAACAAGAAAGCGUCUCCAUGAAAGUGGUGAGGAAGAAGCUGGCUCUUCUAAGCGUGCUGUUCCUUCUACAUCAUUUCAGAAAAUGAGGUGAAAACCGAAUGUGACUUUUGUUGAUUAUAGCUUUUAUAAUGAAAGGUAGAAUUUUUAUUUAAGAAAAAUCUUAAUGAUGGAAUAACUGUUGAGGAUGCAACUGCUAAA